UCGGCCCACACGGUUGCCACCUCUAAGAGCAGUGUGCUGUGGUUCCUACCAUCUUGCCGCUUGCAAAGAUCUAAAACUUCGAUUUCCUGCUUUGAAACCGCGUUACUUCCGUUCCAGCUCUACGUGUAGGUGGUGUUUCCGCACAAGGCUUCCGAUAUCCCAUGCAUCGCAGCUUUCCGUCAUUCCCAGUCCAGGUUCAGCUAUGGAGCACGCGCCGACUGAAAUCUUACUUAAUAUUUUCCGCUUUAUUGACGACGGCCGGACGUUGCUGGACUGCGUUAGUCUCGUGUGCUUCAGAUGGAACAGCGUGGCGAAGGACCCACGGGCGUGGGCCAGUGUUUGUGCCACGAUAUGCACUUCAAAGGACCGCGAUUACUAUGUGCCCCGGAACGAAGCGCGCGUCGCCGUUCACGCUCUUGCCUUGAGGGAGCUGAGAAUUCAAGUGUUCGCUAAUGCGGCGUUGAGUUCACUCCGGUCGCUGGAAGGCUUCGUCCCUCUGCAGGACGUUCUAACGCGGUGCCACGCCACCAUUCAGAGGAUCGUCUGCGGUGACUCGUAUGCCAUGAAUCCUGAGUCAAAGACGGCUCAGUGUGAACUGCUGAAACGCAAUGAGAAGAGCCUCAGAGCACUAUCUUGGAGUGUCCGUGGGCAUGCCGCUCUGCAUGGAAAUGUACUGCACUCCAUAUCAACUUUGGAGCAAAUUGAAGAGUUGACACUAGCGGCAUCCUCGAAGCCACAGUAUUCGCAGCAGUUGAAAGGUCGCCUCCCUUCGCUGCGCGUGCUGAACUACUCCGUGCCGCAGGGCGUGGAUCGCGUUCCCUUCAACCAUCGCGAAAUACUUAAAGACUUGCUGGAAGGUGCCGCGGAGUCGCUGCGCCGAGUCGAAGUAAACCUUCCCCUCCAUUCGUCGGUGGUGCAAUCGCUCUCGAAGUGUGUGAAUGUCACCAGUCUCUCCAUACCCAUCGAGUCGGUGAGCGGCAUCCGCCAAAUGACGUCAUUGCGCGAGCUGACUGCGGUCGUGCACUCGCAGCUGGAGGACAUCUCCCCUAGGACCGUGGAGGCCCUGACCGACGCCGCGCUGCCGGCGCUGCGCCACCUCAAGUUUGAGACUUGGACCGGCUACCACGUGAUUCGCUGCCUGGCCGCGAUGCUGGCCAUCGCCAGAGCAGCUCCCCACGUCAGCACACUGAAAGUCCAAUACGACACUUCCUCCAGGGCGUCCAUUGAGAACACUGUUGUCGAGAUGCUGGGCGUCCUGCCCGACCUCACGUCCGUCUCCGUCUCGACGGGCGGCCCAGCCAUUGUCCCACGGUGAGGCC
This is a messenger RNA of Thrips palmi, 1319 nucleotides long. RefSeq lists its product as uncharacterized. Gene Ontology annotation, molecular function: protein binding. The transcript is spliced from 6 exons. The coding region runs from base 203 to 1315 and encodes 370 amino acids. NCBI's taxonomy places the organism in Eukaryota, Metazoa, Arthropoda, Insecta, Thysanoptera, Thripidae. The record is from RefSeq and is a predicted model, not a curated record.